Messenger RNA from Ostrinia furnacalis (Asian corn borer), 7130 nucleotides. It is a transcript of the gene raskol, whose product is annotated as Ras GTPase-activating protein raskol. NCBI's taxonomy places the organism in Eukaryota, Metazoa, Arthropoda, Insecta, Lepidoptera, Crambidae. The record is from RefSeq and is a predicted model, not a curated record. The transcript has 20 exons. Gene Ontology annotation, biological process: regulation of GTPase activity. The coding region runs from base 325 to 5814 and encodes 1829 amino acids.
UCGGAGCGCGGCGCUACGCGCACCUAUACCGCGGGACUUCUAAACGAACAAUCGAAUUCGAAUGUAACUGUCAACUCGGGUGACAGAGCACUUCGAAAAGUGACGCGAUUUGUGAGUGUCAAGUUCAGUGUUUGCACACUAUAGUGGCACAGUCAUACAAAGGUGCGGACGUCGGCCGUAGUGAAAUCAUUUUCAUAGCUUUGCUUCAAAAUCGGACAGUAAACAUGUGACAUAAUUAGUGUUAUGCAAUUUGUAUUGCUGAGUGAACGCGUGAUGAGGACAAUAGUUUCUACUGGAGAUACGGUGUAGUGAUGGUGCUUGGCAAUGCCGGAUUGGCGAUACAACGUGCUCUCGACGAGCGAGGCGUACAUCAACGCGGAGGGGCUGCCGGGCGACCCGCUGGCCGCCAGCUACCCUCGUCGCGCCGACCGCUCGCGCCCGCACCACACCUGCCCCUACACCACCAUCUUCCUCGGGGCUAGAUCUCAACAAACUCCAUACAGACUACCCGCUCUACAGAAUGAUGCGACAGAUCCUUACGCUGAUGCUUACUCCGUUGACCGCUCAUCAAAUCUCACAGACACUUCUAGCUUCGCACGCUACGAGGACUGCCGCCCUCAAAUUGGAGACAGUCUGCCAGAUGAAAACUUUGCCAGCGACAAAAUUAGUGACAACGUCACCUUACAAGUUCAAAAAGUGCCAUACACAUCUAGUGUGUUCUACAUCUCAACUAAAACGGAUAAUCUGAAUAAAGAAGUCGUGCCAAACAAUCUAUAUCUUGUUGAAGGAUCUGAUUCAGAUGCGCUGUCUUCGUGCACCUGCGACAGUUUUGAACGUUGUGAAUUCGAUUGCCGCGACUUCGAGCCAUUCUCUGACACCUGUUGCUGUGACCCACUUAGUGACGGCGUGUGCAGUCGUAGUCCUAAAAAUGUUGAUUCACCAGAACAUUUUUGUGAGAAAGUGGUGGAGGAAGAUGGUAUCUCAGCGCGGAGUGAUAUGGAUGGUUUGGAUUUAGCUCUGUUCGAGCCAGCUCAAACUGAAUCCAACGAGCGCCAAGGUGAUACUGCGGAACACAACGAAACGACUGCCGGUGCAUUAUGUGGAAUCCUUUAUGCGAUACCAGACAGCAGUGGUGAUGGUGCCUCGAGCGCAGUGAGCGGAGCCGCGGUGGGCGUGCCUCCCUCUUGGGAGCCGUUCUAUUGCGUGCUGCAGCAGGAUAGGCGCACCCUCACAGCCUACACCAGCGAAGAACUCGCUUCGUUUCCUGGAUUUUACGUGGACAAAAAGGUUUCAAACAACAAUGGCGAGUACACAACCAGAAGCCUGCCGAGGGUGCGCCUGGACGGCGGCCCGCACGCCGGCAGCGGCGUCCGGCUGCGCUGCUGGGCCGCGCCGCCUUCCAUCACCGAGGAGGACAUCGAGGACGACAUGGAGGAGGAUGCGGUGUCGCUGCGCGCUAUGCCUUCACAAGACACAUCAUACGAGAAAGCAUGUCGACGAGGCUCGGCGCCCAGCACGCCCGUGCCAGGCGCUCAGGCCCAGCACAGCCCGUCGCGGCUGGCUUCCUUCUUCUUCUCCAAGAGGUCCUUCAGGAGCAACCCUCUCAAGAGGACCAAGUCGGCCACCAAGAUCGAGAGGGAGAGGGCGCUGGCCGCAGUGCCUACGCAUCCACCGGGGCAUGCUUUGCGAACGUCAAGAUCUCAUGAAAGUCUGCUGUCUGCUCAUUCACCCGCCGUUUCCACCAUGGACCUAGGACCACCAAAUCAAGUAGAAAUUCGAGCCCUCCACUCAUCAGUGCUGGGCAGGCCACACUGUUUCGCGCUGAGCGCAGAGAACAGAGCGCCCAGAUACUUCGCCUGUGCAUCGCGAAAGGAGAGAGACCGUUGGAUAUACAGUUUGCGACAAGCAGCGCGACCUGACGAGAUCCGAACGCGCCGGUGCGAGCGGUCCGUAAAACUGUGGCUGCUGGAGGCCAAGUCCAUUCCGCCUAAGAAGAGAUACUAUUGCGAAAUAUUGCUGGACGACACCUUGUAUGCAAGGUCCUCAUCAAAGCUAAAAACCGAGUUGUGCUUCUGGGGCGAGGUGUACGAGUUCAGCGGGCUGCCGGCCACGCGCGCCAUACACGUCAACGUGUAUCGCGAGCCUGAACGGCGCGCGCGCAAGCGGGACAAACACGCCCUAGUCGGUACAGUCCGUAUCCCGGUCGACGACGUAUCGUCGCGAUACCUCAACGAACGGUGGUACCCUCUGUCCGAGGGCGACAAGCCUCAGUCCCCGGGAGGCCGCGCGCCGCCGCCGCCCGCGCCCGCGCUCCGUAUCAAGUGCCGCUACCAGAGCGUCGAUGUGUUGCCACUGGAUAACUACGCGAGGUUCCUGGACUACCUGAAGAGGAACUACAGGAGGCUGUGCGAGUACCUCGAGCCUGUCAUUGGUGUCAAAGCCAAAGAAGACAUAGGCUGUGCCCUGGUGCUAUGCAUGGCGGGCGCGGGCCUGGCUCCUCGGUACUUGGCCGACGUGGUGGCACUCGACGUGCGUCGAACUGGCGACCACUCGCUCACCUUCCGAGGCAACUCACUCGCUACUAAGAGCAUGGAGGCUUACUUGAAGCUCGUGGGAGAUCAGUACCUGCAGGACACACUAGGCGAAGCGGUAGCGGCAGCGGCCGGGCCGGGCGCGGCGGACUGCGAGGUGGAUCCUCUACGCGCCGGCGGUGGAGCAGCGUUGCGGCGCCAACAGUCAGCCUUGCGGGAUGCCGUGUCGCUGGCCUGGCGUGCUAUAUCUGCUUCUGCGCCUACAUUCCCACCGCCACUAAGGGACUGCUUCGCUACCUUCCGCGAGAGGUUAACAUCCAUGGGACGAGAAGACAUCUCCGAUAAUUUGAUCAGUGCAUCCAUCUUCCUUCGAUUCCUGUGUCCCGCUAUUCUUUCACCCAGUCUAUUUGGAAUCACGCACGAGUACCCGAACGAGCGCGCUGCUCGCAACUUGACUCUUGUCGCGAAGACGCUGCAGACGCUGGCCAACUUCACGCGCUUCCAGGGCAAAGAGGCCUUCAUGGAGUUCCUCAACGAUUUCCUGGAGCAGGAGGCGCCUAACAUGAAGGCGUUCCUUAGAACUAUCUCGUCGCGCCCCCAAGACCAACCUCAGAUGCAGAUGCAGCAGUCCUAUAGCACGCAACAGCAGCAAGAAGGCAGCAACCGCAACUCGUCUGCUUCGCAAGGCUCCGAGGGCUCUCGAAGCGAGGCGGCGGUGGAGGCCGACCCUGAGUGGGCGCCGCACGUGGACCUCGGCAAGCAGCUGGCGACGCUACACGGGCUGCUCGUGGAUAGUCUGCCGAAGCUACCUGCAGCUAGGAUGCAGGAGCUGGAUCCAUUGUCUGAUAUCUUAGACGAACUUAGCAAGAGGUUAGUGAGCAACGAUAUUGGACCUAUGCCUCAGCACGCAGACAAUAUCUUUAGGUUCAAUGAUCCUACCUGCAAUUCGCCAACGAAGCAAAACAACGCCGAUCCUGUAACGAAUGGAGCAAUGAACAGCAACUUUGCUCACAGUUCCCCAAUCAUGAACAAGAAUGGCGUCCAGUUCAACGUCAGCCCUUCAAAGUCAAAUGCCGAAGACUCCAAGUACAAAGGCUCUUAUGGCAGUGUUGCCAAAUCGCCCAGCUUCAAUCUGCGCUCAGCCACGCUCCCAAGAAAUGGAUACGGCUCGAACCCAGUCAAUCAAAAUGUCAACCCAGACAGAUAUAGCUCACAGUACAAUAAUCAAGAACAUUGCGUAAACCUAAAAGUAGUACAGAUCGGCUUUGGUUCGGACCAAUAUCCGAAAGGUAUCAGCAAUGGAGUAAACGAAAGUCUGGAAAGAAGAUUCCAAGAUAGGUACAAACCCAAUAACUACAAUCAACAAACGCACUACCACAACUCAAAUUACAACAGUACAGAGAGAUCUCCUAGUAGCGACAGCAUUAACCAUAACUAUUGUUCAAAUGAUAUGCAAAACAUCAUGAAGGAAACUGCAACACUUGAGGAACUGUCCGACCUCCUGAAAUACGCUGAUGAUUCUGAUAUUGUUGAAGACAAACUCAUAAUGAACAAAAAGAACUUGUCUCAGUCGAAAUCAGCAAACAAUAACAUUAUAAACGGAAACAAAACUAACUACGCAAAUAAUGGUUCGAACGUAUCCAUCAGUGGAUUGUCAAAUGUUGCAAGUUCCGGGUACCAAAGCAUCGCUACAUACAGCCAAAGUUCUAGUCCCAUCGAAAACACAAAUCAUCUGCAUCAGCCAUACGAAAAUGGCGGUCAACCGAUGAGCCGCUACUCGCAGCUAAAUUACCAAAAACAGAGAGAUAAACAGUAUUACGAUAGCAAAAAUGAAAAAUUCUAUCCAAAGAGUCCAGUGCAACAGAAAAUUGAAUACGAUAUUCAGAAAUAUGGCAUACAGAAUUUUACUACAGCUGAAAAUACGCAAACAAACACGAACGUUAAUUCAAAGAUAGGUCCUUUAGUAUUCACAAAUCCCGUCUACAACAUGGAAGACAGUCGUACACCUCAAGAGAAGAAAAAGAAUAAUGAAAACAGAAAUUCAAAGCGUUGUCCUUGUGGCUCAUCCAGUUCAUCCAUAGAUGAGGAGGGUUUGAGCACAGACAACGUAGAGACAAACUCAGAAGAGGGUUCUACAAAUUUUAACGACGACACAAGAAACUAUGACCAACAAAACCGUAAUAAUACCCACCGAAAACUUACCAGAGAUAAUUGUAAUUAUGAUGAUAUGUAUCAGAUGAGUAAUCAUAGUCAUUCUCCAAGGAUGAGGGAUGAUGAAUCGUCAAGCAAUUCGCCGAGCUUGAGAAAAAGCAGUAAGACGCGAAUGCCCAGGACAAAUCCUAUGCUUUCAUACUCCACUAAUCAAAAUCAGCUGAACUUGAAGCAUUUCGGUCAAAGGGGGGAGUCGUUGUACGAAAGUAAGCCUCAUCACAUUUCGACUGACUCUGGUUACCCGAUGAGUCGAUCUGAUUCCAACGUGGAAGAAGUCAACAAAGAAAUGUACAGGUUACAGAUAUCCCGAAGUCAGAAGGCGCUAUUCAAUAUGGAGAAUAAGAAUAAUUCUCCAGAAAAGUACAAUGUGACGGAAAAUUCGAUUCCCGAGACGAAUUAUCCUCUGGACAGGACGUACUCCGGGGCGAAGGUGUCAAGUAGUAGGGUGAAUGAGGAUUUGGAGAGGCAUCAAGAGUAUUAUGGCGUUCGGGAUGGAAGACGUGAGUCUCCUCAGGGAGUGUUUAGUCGCGAGUCUCAGUCGAGUGAGGCGAGUGAACGAGCGCCGUUGAGAGAGAGGGAGGUGGCCGGCCGCGACAAACUACAAAGGCGGCUGAGCUUGGAAUCCGCCCGCGAGCUCACAGAUAGUUCCGAUGAGGUGGAAGACACACUGUACAGUACAACGGGAAGAAGACGCACGUCAAAGCAUCACAGGACGAUUGAACAGUAUGAACGAGAAAUCGAGAGGCUAAAGUGUUCAGUAGAGCUACUUCGUGGAAGAUUACCGGCGGAGCCUGGUCAGGAUCACACAGAUGCAAAGAUGAAGGCUAUAAUUUCAAGGUUGAUCUGCGUAGAAGAGGAACUGCGACGGGAGCAACGCAAAAUGGCCGCCGCUCUGUCACACAAGCAACGAGUAAUCGAGGCUCAAGAACACCGUAUUGCAGCCUUAGACGAGGCCAACACCAGGCUACUGUCGGCUCUGGUACAUUUGCAACAAAGAGCCCCGCACCCCGCGCCCCCGCAUACCCCCUCGUCGAACCACACGCAACAUUCACACCAAGAACUACAGAUAUAAGUCUGAUUUUUGCAUACGAUUGAGCAAUCGACCAAACGAAAUAGAAGACCUAGUUGGUCAGGUAACAGGUUACGUAGUCUUUUCUCGUUGAAACCGCAUGAUGCCUUGGGUCUCAGAGUUUAUUGAUAUGCAUGCAGGUAUGCAUCAUUAAACUUGUUACAUACCUUUAAAAUAAAGGAAGAUCAGCGAUACGGAACCGUGACAAUAGCCGUGUUGUAUUUGAGCCUUACACGUCACUGUGAUGUAUCAGACUGCAUACAUACCUAAAUACAAAAGGUAUUGGCUCUUUAAAUCGUUGUGAAUAUGGUGUUCAUUGUCGAGCUAUGCAAAUACAUAAUUAUAAACUGUCUACUUCGUGUGUUGACUUAGCUAUCAACUUCAAAGGCUAUUUUAUUCUUAUACAUAUAAUCUUAUUUACUGCUCUCUUAGAACUAUCGAUUUAAAUAGAGCUGAAGCACAAAUCGUUUAACUAAUGUAUUGUAUAGAAUCGUAUCUACUUUCUUGUUAAUUGAUAUAAUGAAUUUGAUGUUUUAUUAUUAUUUUCAUUCGCAAUGCACAAUAAUUUAUCGAUCGAAGCACUAUGCUUAUGACGUUGUAAUAUAAAUUUAUGCAUUUUCUAUCUCUCUUAUUGCAAUAUUACGGUUAUUUUAUUAAGAGGCAAAUAUUUAUUAUGAUAAAAGUUUUCUAACAAACCUUGUAUGUAGAUCACAUUUGUUCGUUUUGCCAUUUAUCUUUAACUUUGUUAUAUUGUUUCUUUAGUUUUAAAUGGAGAUGCUUUAAUGACAGUAACAUUUCGUUAUGUAUCAGUAUUCUUGAUUAAACUGGAUAGUGUUCGCGUCAGAUCGCGUCGGCAAAGUUUGUUUUCUGUAAUGAUACCAAAGACGAUUGAAUAUCCCUUAGUGUAGAGUUGUAGUGGACUCUACGAACCACUGCUCUAUAGCACUAGAGUUGUAAUAAAGUAAAACGUUAUAGAUUUUAUAAUAAUAGUGUAAGACUUGUAUAAAAUAAUACUAGGCGCUACGUUAAGUCAAUGUGGUAUGAAAUUAAAAAAUAUUUUGAAUACCUGUGGAGUAUUAUAUGGAUUAACGGUAGUAAUGUAAAAGUCGUUAACAACCCAAUUGGACACUGGCUGGACAUUUGUUGAACAAAUCGAAAUCAUUUAUCAUCGAUGUAAUAUGGUUUGCGAAUUGCAAUUUCACAUUAUAUUCUGAAACUGCUAAAUUUCAGUGAAUCUAAUUUUAAGCCAUAAAUUUAUGUAAAUAUACCUGUGUAGGUAUAUUAUGUUAUUCUUAUCACAUUAAAUUAUGGAUUACGUA